Molecule: messenger RNA, 842 nt
Organism: Schistocerca nitens (vagrant locust)
Lineage: Eukaryota; Metazoa; Arthropoda; Insecta; Orthoptera; Acrididae
Exons: 5
Coding region: 1-660 (219 amino acids)
Molecular function (GO): DNA-binding transcription factor activity
Source: RefSeq, a predicted model, not a curated record
AUGUCUACUGACCGUGUUGAAGACCGGGAAGUAGAUGUGUUCGAGAAGUUAAUGCGUUCAUCGCUGAAAGAUGUAUGUAUUGACAGAGAAGGCGACAUCCAUGGAUUUUGCGAGACAGAAGAGGAUGUUGUCCAUCUUCUGAGCAACUUGCGCGUCCAUGGCUACGCAUACUCAGUUAGAAGUAGUGCGUAUUAUCGCCAGCCCCCUUCAGGUGCUGCUAAACACGAGACAGGCUUCUUCUACAGCCACACAAAAGGCAACAUACCAAUACAGUUUUUUGGCCCUGUUUUCUGCGUUGAAAGCUUAGUGAAAAGAGAAUGUACUCUUGGCCCGUUAUAUCAUAAAAAGGAGACUCCUGUUGCAGAUCAUCUGGUGGACCAUGUUAACCCAAAGAAGAAGAGAAAAGUUCUCAUGGACACACAAAAGAAAGGCUGUCCAGCAACAUUGGAUGUUAAGUGUGUCAGGGUAUUCCCCGAUUAUGCGAUAAACUCUGCAACAGACAGGUCAAAAAAAGUACUCUGUGUUCUUGUGCCACAUUUAAAAGCAGCAUUCAGAUCAGCUUUUUUGGUUCUUUUGUAUUGCAUGGGAGCAAUGGACAAGCCACAAGCAAAAUUUACAAAAGAGUUGCAGUUGCAGAUCACCUUGGCAACGUCAAGGUGACACAGUUGUCUUCUGCCAGCAGCGAGGGGCAAUGUUGUGAUCAUUCCUCUGAACCUCCUCUCGAGGAAAGUGUAAUUGACACACAAUGCAUACCCAGGUGCAGUAGUCCCUACUGUUAGAAAUAAGGUUGCUGUGGCACAUUACCUGGUUGUGUAUCAUCAAGGUGCGUAAUGUGAUAACAU